GUGAGAGCUGAGAUUUGAAGUAGGAGGGAGUCCUCGAGAUGGCAGCAAUGGCAGAAUUCAACUAUGUCAAUUCACUGACUGAAAUGCCAGAAAGAGAUGAUGCUGAACGCAGUUUACAUCAUGCAAUGUUCUUGGAACCCCAAGAGAAAAAGAGGAGCAUGAAGGCUCUGGUGGUUAAACAAGCAAAGAAAACUUGCAGCUGCACUCCAGCCAAAGUUAAAGAUUAUGUUUUCAGUUUCUUUCCUGUCUUUCAGUGGCUUCCUAAAUACAAACUAAGAGAGUACCUACUUGGAGACAUAAUGUCUGGUGUGAUCGUGGCGGUCUUACUAGUCCCACAGUCAAUUGCCUAUUCUCUCUUGGCUGGACAGGAACCUAUUUAUGGCCUUUAUACAUCCUUUUUCGCAGGCAUUAUUUAUUUCAUAUUUGGAACCUCCCGCCACAUCUCAGUGGGCAUCUUCGGUGUGCUUUGCCUAAUGGUGGGACAAGUGGUGGAUCGUGAAAUACAGAGAGCUGGCUAUGACUUGGAGCCGGCUGACCCUGAUGUUCUCAGGGGUACAGCAGCAUAUCUGAACACCACCAUUGUGCCUGUGAAUCAGACAUUGCCGGUGAAUCAGACAUCGCAGAAGUCGCUCUGUGAUAAAAGCUGCUAUGCAAUUUCAGUAGGAGCCACCAUGACCUUCAUAGCUGGAGUUUAUCAGGUGGCCAUGGGUUUCUUUCAAGUGGGCUUUGUCUCAGUGUACCUCUCCGAUUCAUUGCUGAGUGGAUUUGUCACGGGUGCCUCCUUCACCAUCCUAACCUCACAAGCCAAGUAUCUCCUGGGCCUAGACAUUCCACGGAGCAGCGGCAUCGGCUCCCUCAUAUCCACGUGGGUGAAUAUCUUCAGAAACAUACAUAAGACCAACAUCUGUGAUCUCAUCACCAGCCUCUUGUGCUUUCUUGUACUUAUCCCAACCAAAGAGCUUAAUGAACAUUUUAAAUCCAGACUCAAGGCUCCAAUACCAGUUGAAUUAGUCGUGAUCGUGGUAGCUACUCUGGCAUCUCACUUUGGGAAGCUGAGAGAGACUUAUGGCUCGAGCGUUGCUGGACGCAUCCCAACUGGGUUUCUGCCACCCCGCCCUCCAGACUGGAACCUGAUUCCUAAUGUGGCUCUGGAUGCUAUCCCCAUAGCUAUUAUUGGUUUUGCCAUUACUGUCUCCCUCUCAGAGAUGUUUGCCAAAAAGCAUGGUUACUCUGUGAAGGCCAACCAGGAAAUGUAUGCCAUUGGCUUCUGCAACAUCAUUCCCUCCUUCUUCUAUUGCUUCACAACAAGCGCAGCUCUUGCCAAGACUCUUGUCAAAGAGUCCACAGGCUGUAGGACACAAAUGUCUGGCAUGGUGACUAGUUUGGUAAUCCUAUUAGUCCUCCUUGUGAUUGCACCUUUGUUUUAUUCUCUUCAGAAAUGCGUCCUUGCUGUCAUAACCAUUGUAAACCUCAGAGGAGCCCUGCAGAAGUUCAGGGACCUGCCAAAAAUGUGGCAUUUGAGCAGAGUGGACACAGUGAUCUGGCUAGUUACUAUGGCAGCCUCAGCAUUCAUCAGUACUGAAAUUGGUCUUUUGGUUGGUGUUUGCUUCUCUAUGCUCUGCGUCAUUUUCCGGACUCAGAGACCAGAGGCACCGCUGCUUGGCUGGGUGGCAGAGUCUGAGACAUAUGAGUCUCUGUCUGCCUACAAGAACUUGCAAACCAAGCCAGGAGUUGUGGUGUUUCGUUUCGAAGCACCCCUCUACUACAUCAACAAAGAGUGCUUUAAGUCCACCCUGUACAAGCAAACUGGAGUCAACCCAGCCUGGGUGAAGGCCGCGAAGAAAAAGGCAGCAAAACGAAUGCUUAAAGAGAAAGAGGUGGAUUCUGGUGGCAACCAGACCAGCAUCUCCAUGGAUUUUGUCUCUGAACCUUUGGGGUUUCACACAAUAGUGAUUGACUGUUGUGCAGUACAGUUCCUGGACACAGCAGGAAUACGCACGCUCAAAGAGGUCUGCAAGGACUAUGGGGAGAUAGAUGUUCAGGUGCUACUAGCCCAGUGCAAUCCUUCAGUGAGGAGUUCCCUCAUCCGAGGAGAAUUCUUUAAAGAAGGAGAGGACCACCUUCUGUUUCACAGUGUGCACCAGGCUGUGGACUUUGCAUUGGGUGCACAAGGGCACCAUGGGACCAACGCUUCUAAGAACUAGUUGUGGGAAGGCAGCGAGUUGGAACAAAGCCUGGGGAAAAGUGGCUGUGGGUCUGUAUGACUAUGCAAUCUGUCUGCACUUGAGUGAAGAGACAGGGCUGUUGUUAGCACACUGGGUACUAUGCAAUCUGUUCUGAUGCUUUAAAUUUGCCUGCUAAGUAUAGCGAUUCAAUAGGUGGUACUGAAUGAAGGCAAUUCUUAACUUGAUUUUUAUCCAAUAAUGGGAAUCUAAGAGUUUCUAUAUGGUUGUUCAUCUCAUUUCUCUCAUCUCUUGAACUUUUCAUGUCUCAGUUCCCUUCCUGAGUUUUGAACACCAGCACUGAAGUCAUUUGUUGUAACCCCGUCUUUAUGGGUGGAUGGGGUUUUGAAGUAGCCUGAGUACCCUGUCCAGCUGAAUAAUGAAUGGCAACUCAUUUCUUGUCCUGGUAUAGAUUUUUGUGUCACCAUACCCUCUUUUGCUAAGAGGUGGCUGAUGGGGUCUGUUUGCUCUGGUCUUUG
Molecule: messenger RNA, 2701 nt
Organism: Indicator indicator
Lineage: Eukaryota; Metazoa; Chordata; Aves; Piciformes; Indicatoridae
Gene: SLC26A2
Product: solute carrier family 26 member 2
Exons: 3
Coding region: 39-2204 (721 amino acids)
Biological process (GO): transmembrane transport
Cellular component (GO): membrane
Molecular function (GO): secondary active sulfate transmembrane transporter activity; bicarbonate transmembrane transporter activity; chloride transmembrane transporter activity
Source: RefSeq, a predicted model, not a curated record